UCAAAUAGAUGUAAUAUGGCGCAAAAACAUUUUGUCACACAUAAAUUCAAAUGCAUCAUACUGUUGCGAAACAAGAAAGAAAUGCAUUUUGCUUUCAUUUGUGGACACUUUUCUUUUUAGUGGAAAAAUACUGAGCUGUGGGGUCACAUAAGGGGGUCACAUAUCACCAUGUUUGUAUUCACAGAGGAAGAAAUGUAACAACCAAUCAAAGGAGAGGAAACAAUCAGAGCAAAUUCCACUCAGGUGAGAGGAUAGAAAACCAGCCAAGUAAGCCCGAGUCAGGCCUGUCUGCAGGAGCCCGCGUCUGUGCUGUGAAGAGUUUGAAAUCUGCUGUGGUUUCAGGAAGAAGAUGUCCUACAGAGUGAACUUCUCUCCUCUCCUGCAUGUGCACACACCACCGCCUCAGCCCUGUCAUAAAGUGUGUGACGUAGGAUACAGCUCCAGUAUGAAAGGGCAAACUCUGCUCGGACGGGGAGGCUAUGAACCACUGUGCGGCUCAAAUACCCCUGAUGAAACCGACCCGGCUCUGAAAGAUCACCUGUUGCUGCCUGGUACAGAGGAACCCUUUGGGAUGGAGAGGCUGCUGAGGAAAUGUCAGAUCAGAAACCAGCUGGUCAGAGAGUGCUUGGCUGAAUGCCUCGGAGUCUACGUCCUUAUUCUGUUUGGAUGUGGCUCCGUUGCCCAGGUGACCACAUCCGAAGAUAAGAAGGGGCAAUAUCUGUCGAUCAACCUGGGCUUUGCUCUGGGAGUAACAUUCGGUGUCUUUGUGUCUCGUGGAGUCUCAGGUGCCCAUCUGAACCCUGCUGUAUCUCUGAGCUUGUGCGUGUUAGGCAGACACCCCUGGAUAAAGCUGCCAUUUUACGUGUUCUUCCAAGUGCUCGGAGCCUUCCUGGCUGCAGCCACCGUUGGCCUGCAGUACCAUGAUGCCAUCCAUGCUUACAGCGAAGGUGAGCUGACAGUGACGGGUCCCACUGCCACAGCUGGCAUAUUCGCCACCUAUCCAGCUGACUACCUCAGUUUGUGGGGAGGUGUUAUGGACCAGAUCAUCGGCACGGCUGCACUGCUGUUAUGUGUCCUCGCUCUUGGGGACCAGAGGAACAGCACCCUCCCUGAUGGGCUUCAGCCUGUUCUGGUGGGGAGCGCGGUGCUGGUUAUUGGCAUCUCAAUGGGAUCCAACAGCGGCUAUGCUCAACCCGCCAGGGAUUUUGGACCUCGACUGUUCACAUACAUCGCCGGCUGGGGAGUGGAUGUCUUUAAGGCUGGAGGUGGUUGGUGGUGGGUGCCCAUAGUGGCUCCCUGCGUUGGAGCGCUGCUGGGAACUCUGAUGUACGAGCUGAUGAUUGAAGCCCACCAUCCUCUCAGUCCGUCUGAGCUCCAGACCUCAUGCCAGGAGGCCACUGAGGGCAAGACGGAGCUGGAGCUGGACUGUGAAAAAAGCUCUUAGUGCUAAAAGUAAGCCGCAGUUAAGCGGUUUGUUGUGUAUAGUUAAGGCUGUUUAUGGUGUAAUACUCACUGAAGCUGUCUUUGUAAAUAUAUGUGACUGAUGUAUUAAAACAAGCAGAUUGGUUGUGUUUGCAGAGAUACAUGUCCUGUAGCAUAACUGCACAUGCAAGCACAACUAAAUCUAGUUUCUGAUGUUUUGUUAAAAAACUUUUGGAUAAAUUGCUAUAAAAUUUGAUACAAAUGA
Messenger RNA from Plectropomus leopardus (leopard coralgrouper), 1687 nucleotides. It is a transcript of the gene aqp10b, whose product is annotated as aquaporin 10b. Gene Ontology annotation, molecular function: urea transmembrane transporter activity; glycerol channel activity; water channel activity. Gene Ontology annotation, cellular component: plasma membrane; basolateral plasma membrane. The record is from RefSeq and is a predicted model, not a curated record. Gene Ontology annotation, biological process: glycerol transmembrane transport; water transport. NCBI's taxonomy places the organism in Eukaryota, Metazoa, Chordata, Actinopteri, Perciformes, Serranidae.